CUGCAGCAGCGGGGGAGAAAAGGACAGACGAAACGGGCAGAAGUUGCCGUUAGGAUUGGAAUUACCCCAGUGGCCAGUAGACACCUAUGACUAUUUACCUCGAUGGCUGAGGCGCCAAGGCGACACGGCUCGCUCCCCCCACCUCGUCCUGGCCGCGGUGAGCGGCUCGGGGGCGGCCUAGCGCCCCUCUGCUGACAAGUAGUUGGAGGCCGCGGCGGCUGCGCGGUGAGCAGCUUCCUGCCAAACGACCCGAGCUUGCUUCUCUGCUGCGGGACAAGCGCUGUGGAGCCAGCCCUUGACUGUGCCUGUCGUUCACCGCAUCAGGAAAGCGGAUCCACGACUCUCGGUGAGGGAAUGGACCUGCAUGGGGUUGUACUCAUGAAGGAGAGGAGUGGGACUCGGAACCUCCAUGAGAGGUAAUGCUGAAAGGAGUAACAAGGCUCAUCUCCAGGGUCCAUAAGUUGGACCCUGGACAUGUUUUGUAUAUGGGGACCCAGGCACCCCAAAGCCUUGCUGCUCAUCUGGAUAACCAGGUUCCAGUUAAGAGUCCCAGAGCUAUUUCUCGCACCAGUGAGGAUGAUCCGGCCAAGCAUAGGGAGCAGCACGAGGGUCAGCACUACAACAUAUCCCUCCAGGAGCUGAAGACUGUCUUCCCCCAUGGCCUGCCUCCUCGCUUUGCAAUGCAGGUGAAGACAUUCAAUGAAGCUUGCCUGAUGGUAAGAAAACCAGCCCUAGAGCUUCUGCACUACCUAAAAAACACCAAUUUUGCUCAUCCAGCUGUACGAUAUGUUCUCUAUGGUGAGAAGGGAACAGGAAAAACUCUCAGUCUUUGCCAUAUUCUUCAUUUCUGUGCAAAACAGAACUGGCUGAUACUGCAUAUUCCAGAUGCUCAUAUUUGGGUCAAAAACUGCCGGGAUCUACUGCAGUCCAACUACAACAAACAGCGCUUUGAUCAACCUUUAGAGGCUUCAACCUGGCUGAAGAAUUUCAAAACUGCAAAUGAACAUUUCUUGAGUCAGAUAAAAGUUCAAGAGAAGUACGUCUGGAAUAAGCGAGAAAGCACUGAGAAGGGCCGUCCUCUGGGAGAAGUAGUGGAACAGGGCAUAAUGCGAGUGAGGAAUGCCACAGAUGCAGUUGGAAUUGUGCUCAAAGAGCUUAAAAGGCAAAGUUCUUUGGGUAUUUUUCACCUCCUGGUGGCAGUGGAUGGGGUCAAUGCUCUCUGGGGAAGGACCACGCUGAAGAGAGAAGAUAAAAGCCCAAUUGCCCCAGAAGAGCUAGCGCUUAUUCACAACCUGAGGAAAAUGGUGAAAAAUGACUGGCAAGGAGGUGCCAUUGUGUUGACUGUGAGCCAGACUGGUUCUCUCUUUAAGCCACGGAAUGCUUAUCUGCCCCAGGAGUUGCUGGGAAAGGAAGGAUUUGACGCUCUGGAUCCCUUUAUUCCCAUCCUGGUUUCCAACUACAACCCAAAGGAAUUUGAAAGUUGUAUUCAGUAUUAUUUGGAGAAUAACUGGCUUCAACAUGAAAAAGCUCAUACUGAAGAAGGGAAAAAGGAGCUGCUGUUCUUAAGUAAUAGGAAUCCCGGGCAGCUGGAGCGGCUCUGUGCCUACCUCUAAGCCAUGGUCACAACGUGCCUGGAAGACACCAGAGCUUUCUUUCAAUGGACACCCAGGCAGAUGGGGGAGUCCCACCGUACAUGAGAAGAGCAGCCAGGUGCCUGCGCUUACGGACCUGCAGUGGACGGGCCUGCAGUCAGCUGCCCACCUUUGUUGAAACAGAUUCCUUGUGAAGUGACUGUGAUGGUAAUAAGAUGUCCUAUUGUUCCUGAAACUAACACCAGUUUAUCAGAUGUGGUUUUCACAUUUUAAAUAAUCACGUAGCUUUUCCUAAAAAAUUAAAUUAAGUAUUUUUCUUAAAGUGCUGUGUUUUGUUUAUAAGAUGAAAAGAGCCUUCAGAUUGGCCAAAUUGAAUUUCUUUGACAUUCUGAUUGUUGAGGGUCUGAAGAAACUAAAUUCUACAGAAAUUUUCCUGGCUGUAUUCAAGUGAAGAGACUGAGAUUCACAGCUUAACUUCUCCCUCCCAGAUCAUUAACUUCCUAUUUACACUUUUAUCAGUGGUCCCUGAGAAAUUUCCUGAAACUCUAGCUGAGUCUGAUACAGCCGCUGUGUGUAGGUUCUCUUUUUUUUUUUUUUUUUUUUGUCUUUUUUGCCUUUUCUAGGGCCGCUCCCUUGGCAUAUGGAGGUUCCCAGGCUAGGGGUCUAAUUGGAGCUGUAGCCGCCUGCCUUCGCCAGAGCCACAGCAAUGGGGCAUCCUUUAACCCACUGAGUAAGGCCAGGGAUUGAACCUGCAACCUCAUGGUUCCUAGUUGGAUUCGUUAACCACUGCGCCACGACGGGAACUCCUGUGUGUAAGUUCUUAAAAGAAUUAACUACUAAACCCCUACAGCACACACUGUUUGUAAUAAAUUAAUAUAUCUUUAACCCAUAUAGAAUAGUGCCAUCUUUGUGAGAUUUGAGAAAAUAGGGACUCAGAUCAGUUUCAGUAGUUUAACUCCCUCACCAUGCCCCAGCUAGUGGUAAUAGAGUCAGAAAUUUGAAUGCUAGAUCGCUGCUUAUUACCUGUCUUAGCCUAUUUUCUUGUCUUUCACCUUAUCUCUGUUUCAUUUUAUGUAAUGGUAAUAAUAAUGCCAGACUUGCAGGGAUUUUGUUAAAUCACCUAAUAUAUGUAGAGUGCCCCACACAUAGUAGGUACCCAUUAAACUGCAUUUAUAACUUGGAUUUUAUAAUGCUUUACUUGAAACCUUACUAUGAGGGAGAGAAUUAGUGAAUGUAUAUCAACAUUUUUCAUUGGACAGCCAGCUGCUCCUACCCUUAAACCACCUUCUCAAGGAUUCCCUAUCAAGGAAUUCCCUGAUAGCUCAGUGGGUUAAGAAUCCAAUGUUACUGCUAUGGUGCCAGUUUGAUCCCUGGCCUGGCAACUUCUGCAUGCCAUGGGCACAGCCCCCCAAAAAGAAAAGGAUUCCCUAUCAAAAUCAAACCUCUACCCCACCUGGAUCCCGAGACAGUUUAGCUAGACCAGUGUUCUAGCAUCAGACUCAAAACUGUAGAGACUUAGUUUAGCGCUUGAAUUUGGAAAGCUUCUGUCUCUUUAAUAUGGUUCUGCUUCUCUGAUUGAACCCUGAUUGAUACACCUCUUGAUAUGGAGAGUCGGCCCUUUAGGUCUAUCUUUUCAAAUAGCUCCAACUCACUUCUUCCUCUCUGUCCUUCAUAACCCCAUCACUGCCUUCAUAACCCCAUCACUUCCAGUUUGAGUUACUAUAAUCAUUGGCUAAUGUGUUUCUCUGCUCCCAAAUACUCUUGGCUCCCCACUCCCAUCCGUCUUUCACAGGGCUGCCUAAGUGAGCUUUCCAAACACAGCAUAUCGGAGCUCUGGGCUCAGAGGGUGGCAAACCUGACUAGUAUCCAUGAGGAUGCAGGUUCAAUCUGUGGCCUCUCAGUGGGUUAAGGAUCUAGUGUUGCUACAAGCUGCAGCAUAGGUUGAGGAUGUGGCUCGGAUCCGGUGUGGCUGUGACUGGGGUAUAGGCUUACAGCUGCAAAUCCGAUUCCACCCCCCGGCCUGGGAACUUUCCACAUGCCACAGGUAUGGCCCUAAAAAGCAAAAAGUAAACAUAAACACAGCUUAUCAUGCAGUUCCCUUAAUGUCAUUCAUUAGCUUCAAUAUCCUUUUAUUCUAAUUGGUUUUGCCAUGUACCAAGUCCACACCAUACCAAAACACUUCAUGGAAAAAUCAGGCUCCUUUGUUUCCUCUCAGCUCCCUUUUCUAGAGCCAACUUCAGUUACCAAAUUCUAGAGAUACAAUUCUACACCAAAAAACACUCAUCAAUUUACUUAACUAUAAGACAUAACACCAUGAAAUUCCUCAAACAGAACACAGAAAAACAUUCUCUGACAUAAAUCAUAGCAGUGUUUUCUUAGGACAGUUUUCCAAAGCAAUAGAAAAGCAAAAAUAUAAUACAACAUUGUAAAUCAACUACAAUAAUUUUUUUUAUUUUUAUUCUUUUUGCCUUUUCUAGGGCCGCUCCCGCGGCAUAUCUAGGCUCCCAGGCUAAGGGUCAAAUCGGAGCCGUAGCCACUGGCCUACACCAGAGCCACAGCAACGCAGGAUCCAAGCCGCAUCUGCGACCUACACCACAGCUCACGGCAACGCCAGAUCCUCAACCCACUGAGCAAGGCCAGGGAUCGAACCCGCAACCUCAUGGUUCCUAGUCAGAUUCGUUAACCACUGCGCCACAACGGGAACUCCCUUUUUUUUAAUUUUUAAAAAAGAAAAGUAAAAAUAAAUAAAUAGGACCUAAUCAAACUCAAACAGCUUUUUGCACAGCAAAAGAAACCAUAAAAGACAGACUGCAUACAGGAGAAAAUAUUUGCAAAUGAUGUGAUCAACAAGACCUCAAUUUCUAAAAUAUAUAGACAGUUCAUAUAACUGAAUAACAACCCAAUCCAAAAAAUGGGCUGAAGACCUAAAUAGACAUCUCUCCAAAGAAGACAUACAGAUAGCCAACGAGCACAUGAAAACAUGCUCAACAUCGCUAAUUAGAGAAGUGCAAGUCAAAACUACAAUGAUGUACCCCCUCGUACUGGUCAGAAGAGCCACCAUUAAAAAGUCUACAAAUAAAUGCUGCAGAGGGUGUGAAGAAAUCAGAACCCUCCUGCACUACCGUUGGGAGUAAAUCUGUGCAGCCACUAUGGAAAACAGUAUGGAGGUUCCUUAAAAAAUAUACUGUAUUAUCCAGCAAUCCCACUCCUGGGCAUCUGUCCAGACAAAAUUCUUAAUUUGAAAAGAUACAUGCAUUCCAGUGUUCAUAGCAGCACUGUUUACAUUAAUUAGCCAAGACAUGGAAGCAACCUAAGGGUCCUUCAACAGAUUAAUGAAUAAAGAAGAUGUGAGAUAGAGAUAUACACAGUGGACUACUCUCAGCCCUAAAAAUGUCAUUCACAGCAACAUGGAUGGACCAAGAGAUUAUCAUACUAAAUGAAGUCAGAAAAAGACAAAUAUCAUAUGACAUAACGUCUAUGUGAAGUUCAAAAAAAUGAUACAAAUGAGCUUAUUUACAAAACAGAAAGACUCAAUAGCCAUACAAAACAAACUUAGGGACACCAAAGGAGAAAGGGGGGAAGAGGGAUAAAUUAUAGUUUUGGAUUAGCAGAUACAAACUACUGUAUAUAAACAGAUAAACAGCAAGGAAUUACUGUGUAACAACUAAAUUCAGUAUCUUGUAAUAAAUCAUAAUGGAAGAGAUUAUAUAACUGAGUCACUUAGCUGUAUACCAGAAACUAAUGCAACACUGUAAAUCAACUCUACUUCAAUAAAGUUUUUUUCAUAUUUUUUAUUUUUUUUAAAUGUAUACAUUCUUUUUUCUCAUAUUACAUGUUCCAUCAUAUGUGACUAGACGGAGUUCCCAGUGCUACACAGCAGAAUCCCAUUGCUAAUCCAUCUCGAAGGCAACAUUCUGCAUCUAACAUUUUUUUCAAAUACACAUCUUUUUAAGCACAAAAUUAUACUUACUCUCCUCUACCUUGGCGGCUUUCCACGUAUCUUGGAAAUUGUAUCUGUCGGGAGUUUUCCUUAUAAAUUUUGUGCUCACUGUAAGGAAUUUAAAAAGGAAUUAGGUAGCACAUAGAACCUCCCAGAGGGAUAGUGUCACAAGCUCAGUAGCCACAGAUAACAUCCCAGCCACAACAGGGGCAGGAGAGCUGUGAUAAAGUCACCAGUGUGACCACGGACAUGGACACUGCAGUCUGUGUUAAUGACAGUGGCAGGUAUCCUGCAGAUAACCCUGUGCUGCCACCCCCCAAAAAAAGCAAGAUAGAUGUUUACUGGCCAGGACCUGAAUCUGAAGCAAGCCUGAUCCUUAGUUGUAGGCUGGGAAACUGGCUUCCAUCCUUGGGAAGGCCAAGCUCCUAAUAUGCUUGAAAUAUUAAGUUGUGUGGCUCUACCAUUAUUAUAUACAAAGUCCUUACUGAAGAAUUGCUUCAUUACUUUUGCAAUUUGCUACAUAUGGAUUCUUAAUUUUUUCCAAAUACUCUAUCAUAAUCUUCCCUAUUGCAUCCCUUUCUUUUCCUUCCUCCCUCCCUCCCAGCUUCCUUCUUUCUUCUUUUUUUACAGCCACACCUGCAGCAUUUGGAAGUUCUUGGGCUAGGGGUUGAAUUGGAGCUGCAGCUGCAGGCCUACACGACAGCCAUAGCUACACCAGAUCUGAGCAGCCUUCGAUGCAAUUUGCAUCAAUGCCAGAUGCCAGAUCCUUAACCCACUGAAUGAGGCCAGGGAUCGAACCCACAUCUCAUGGACACUAUGUUGGGUUCUUAACCCGCUGAGUCACAGUCAGAACUCCCUCCCCACCCCACCCCCCUUUUUUUGGUCUUUUUGCCUUUUCUAGGGCCGCUCCCACAGCAUAUGAAGGUUCCCAGGCUAGGGGUCUAAUCGGAGCUGUAGCCGCUGGCCUACGCCAGAGCCACAGCAAUGCCGAAUCCGAGCUGCAUCUGCAACCUACACCACAGCUCAUGGCAAUGCCAGAUCUUUAACCCACUGAGCAAGGCCAGGGACCGAACCCACAACCUCAUGGUUCCCAGUCAGAUUCAUUAACCACUGAGCUAUGACGGGAACUCCUGUGAACUUCCCCCCUUUUAAGAUCCUUCUACUGCAGUCCUGCCGCAAUUUUUAUUGUCUUCCUGCUAAGCCUUCUGCACAGCUGAUAUCUUGGGGCUUUCAUCACCUAAGUGGACUGAAUCAGAAUGAAAAGAAGUGAAACUAUUUUCAGACAUAUUCCUGUAUAUAGAAAACCUUAAGAAAUCUCAAAAUUAUCUACUAGAACUAAGCACAAGUUCAGUAAGUCACAAUAAUACUACAAGAUUAACACACCAAAACCAAGUGUAUUUCUCUACACUAGCAAUGAAAAGCCCAAAAAUGAAAUUAAAGUCAAUUCUAAAAUAGCAAAAAAAUAAAAUACCUAGCAACUGAAUAAAAGAAGUGUAAGAUAUACAUCAAAAACUGUAAAACAUUACUGAGAAAAAUUUUUAAAGAUUUAAAUUAAUGGACAAAUAGUCCAUGGUCAUGGACUGUAAGUCUCAAUAGUAUUAAUUUGUUAAUUUCCCAAAAUUAGUUGAUACGUUCAGUGCAAUCAAUAUUAAAAUUUCAACACAUGGAAUUCUCCCUGUGGCACAGUGGGUUAAGAAACCAACUGCAGCAGCUCGGGUCACUGCAGAAGCCCAGGUUUGAUCCCUGGCCCAGCGUAGUGGGUUAAAGGAACCAGCAUUGCCGCAGUCAUGGCAUAGGUGGAAACUGCAGCUUAGAUUCAACCCCUGGCCUGGGAACUACUAUAUGUCUCAGCUGCGGCCAUAAAUAUUUUUUAACUAAAAAUGUCAGCAAGCUUUUUUGCAAAAAUUGACAACCGAGCCUAAAGUUUAUAUGGAAAUGAAACCAACCUGAUUUCUUAAAUAAGCAAAUUGAGUGGUUACCAGUAUAGGAAAGACAUUAGGUCAGUGGACCAAAAUUGAGUCCAGAAAUAAACCCUUAUAUUUAUGGGGAAUGGUUUGUCAACAAAGCUAUCAAUGUGUUUUAGUGGGGAAAAGAUACACUUCAACAAGUUGUGCUGGGGUAACUGGAUACAUGGAUACAUACAUGCCAAAAUAGGAAUUUUGAACCUUACCUCACAUCAGACACCCAAAGCAGAUUAUAAACCUAAGUGUAAGAAGUAUAAAACAUUUAAAUAAAAGCAUAAAAGGAAA
Molecule: messenger RNA, 7781 nt
Organism: Sus scrofa (pig)
Lineage: Eukaryota; Metazoa; Chordata; Mammalia; Artiodactyla; Suidae
Gene: DAP3
Product: death associated protein 3
Biological process (GO): apoptotic process
Cellular component (GO): mitochondrial small ribosomal subunit; mitochondrial ribosome
Molecular function (GO): structural constituent of ribosome
Source: RefSeq, a predicted model, not a curated record